CUUCAUUCUGUAGGAGAUAAGAAUGAGUGAGAACAAGGGAAAUGAUCUUGCUGGUAGAGUUAUCGAGUACCAGAAUCUUCAAACCUUUAACCUUCUCAAUUAUUGAUGAAAAAUUCUGUUGCAUCAAAGAUACCAAAUCAUCAAAUCCGUAAGGACUCUCCUCAUCCAUUACUAUUCCUCAAUAUAAAACCAACAUCUCAUUAUUCAAUAUUAUUAAUCUAUUAAUUUACUUUAAUCAUAUAGAAUUAUUGAUAAAAAAGAUUAUAAAAUCAUGAAAAAACGUAAAAAAUGGGUAAAAAGCAGUAAGUAAGGUGUAUGAAGAUUAAAUGGUGUAAAAAAUAAAAGUUUCAGAUAUCUUAUAGAAUUUAACCUAAUUUCAGAUUAAUAAGUUAAUUUUAGAUUAAUUAUGUGGUUUAUGAUCAGUUUGAAUAAUUUGGAUAACUUAGAUAAAAUAGGUAUUUUGUAAAUUUUUAUGUAAAUAAUUUUUAAAAAGAUAAUUGAACUGGGACUAAAAUUAUUUAUAAUAAAUUCUGAUAAAUUCCCAAUAAUAAGUUAAUUUGUGUAAGAAAUUUUUUGUUUAAAAAAUUACAACGUAUUGCACUAUAAUUUUCACUAUUAUCCACUAUAUUUCUGGCAAUAUUAUCAUUAAAAUAUUGUUAAUAUCAUUAUUAGAAUAUUAUUGAAUCAUUUUUAUUGAGAUUUUGAAAUAUAAGUUGAAUUAUGGCCGUGAAAGUUCAUGGAUCGCUCGCUAGGGCUGGCAAGGUGAGGAAUCAUACUCCGAAGGUCGCGAAACAGGAAAAGAAGAAGCCCUUGACUGGGCGAGCGAAGAAGAGACAAACUUACAACCGAAGAUUCGCAAGUAACGUUGCGGGGAAAAGACGUGGUCAAAACUCCCAGCAAUAAUUCUCAGUUUCUUAAUAUUAUAUACUAUUAUUA
Theileria parva strain Muguga is the source of this 936-nucleotide messenger RNA. It is a transcript of the gene RPS30, whose product is annotated as 40S ribosomal protein S30. Bases 721 to 903 code for a protein of 60 amino acids. The record is from RefSeq and is a predicted model, not a curated record. The transcript has 2 exons. Gene Ontology annotation, cellular component: ribosome; cytosolic small ribosomal subunit. Gene Ontology annotation, molecular function: structural constituent of ribosome. Gene Ontology annotation, biological process: translation. Lineage: Eukaryota; Apicomplexa; Aconoidasida; Piroplasmida; Theileriidae.